This is a messenger RNA of Colletotrichum costaricense, 303 nucleotides long. RefSeq lists its product as uncharacterized. The transcript is spliced from 2 exons. NCBI's taxonomy places the organism in Eukaryota, Fungi, Ascomycota, Sordariomycetes, Glomerellales, Glomerellaceae. The coding region runs from base 1 to 303 and encodes 100 amino acids. The record is from RefSeq and is a predicted model, not a curated record.
AUGGAUUCUGGCGUUCGUGAAGAGGAACGCUGCCUCGUCGACAGUGCUCCCUGUCGUCAGAAGCCCAUGAUUCUUGAGAAUCGCGCACCGUUUAUCGCCCAGAGCACCUGCGAUUCGCCUGCCUUCUUCACCUUCAAAAGCGAUACCGCCGAAUGUAUCGUAAACAGCAUGGUCAUUGUAAAAGGUGCAGGCAUCCUGGUUCAGCAUCUCCAGGGGUCGGUUGAAACAAGACCAGGCCUUCCCGUGGAUACUGUGGAAAUGGCAGGCAGCGUUCACGUCUGGUCGGGCGGCGUGGAGAGCUGA